This is a messenger RNA of Mercenaria mercenaria, 3777 nucleotides long. RefSeq names its product mitofusin-2-like. Gene Ontology annotation, biological process: mitochondrion localization; mitochondrial fusion. The coding region runs from base 177 to 2420 and encodes 747 amino acids. Gene Ontology annotation, molecular function: GTP binding; GTPase activity. The transcript has 18 exons. Gene Ontology annotation, cellular component: mitochondrial outer membrane. NCBI's taxonomy places the organism in Eukaryota, Metazoa, Mollusca, Bivalvia, Venerida, Veneridae. The record is from RefSeq and is a predicted model, not a curated record.
AAAAAAGUACUUGAAUGGGAACCAAUAUUGGACAGGGAACCAGAUUACGAUAAAUAACAGUUAGUUUCCUCAUACCUGCCUCCGUAUACAAUUAGACGCUUGAAAACUCAUACCAACAUUUCUUGCAUUAUGAGAUGACAUAGUUAUAGAUAGCAGUUUGGAGAGGAGAAAAAAGUAUGUCAGGAGUGUUUCACUACCAGUCAAUGGAUUCCCCGGAUCUCAGAGGUUCUGGAGAUGCAGGUGUGUCUGGACACCGGAGUAUGGGCAAUGGUCGCAAUGGAAAUGGUAGAAUGUCUCCCUCGUCACCACUCAAACUGUUUGGUCAAGCCAAAAAGAACAUCAAUAAAAUAUUCAAAGAUGUGCUAGAUUUUUUAAGUGAAGCUGACACUUUUGUUGAAGGUAUAGAAACAUCAGGUUAUAUAGAAGGUGUGGAAUGCCUGGAGCAUGUUAAAGAAUAUAGAGAGAGGGUUUGUGGUAUCAUAGAAGUACUGUCUAGAGAUCAUAUGAAAGUUGUGUUUUUUGGAAGGUCAAUGAAUAGGAAAUCUUCAAACAAUAAUGCUAUGUUUCGAGAGAAAAUUUACCAACGGGAUAGGAACACAACCCAAUGUUUUCCUCAAGUAGAAGGGUCAGAUUCACAUGAGGGGUAUUUCUCCCCAAAGGGGACAGACAAACCAAAAUUUUUGUUUCAGUCAAUAAAGCAGUUAGCAAGUGCUCUUAGCAAUGUCAAGUUGAAGGAGAAUUCACUGAUAAGAAUAUUGUGGCCAAAAAACAAGUGUCGAUUGCUGAGGGAAGAUGUUGUUCUUGUUGACAGCCCAGGCAUUGAUGUAACACCAGAUUUAGAUUUGUGGAUUGACAAGUUCUGUCUGGAUGCAGAUGUUUUUGUACUUGUGUCUAAUGCUGAAUCAACUCUCAUGCAGACAGAAAAGAAUUUCUUUCACAAAGUCAGUGCAAGAUUGUCCAAGCCAAACAUAUUUAUACUUCAAAAUCGUUGGGACAUAUCAGCUUUUGAAGAUGAUGUUGAUCAAGUGAAACAGCAACACUUAGAUCGUAAUCUUCAGUUUUUGUGUGACGAGUUAACAUUGAUGGAUCAUAAAGAGGGUAUGGAGAGAGUGUUCUUUGUUUCAUCACGGGAGGCACUGGCUGCACGUCUAAAGGAGAGUGGGACACCUACACCAACUGGUGUGUUACAAGAAGGCUUCCAGGAAAGGUUGUUUACCUUUGCAAACUUUGAAAGAGUUUUUGAGGAGUGCAUAUCUAAGUCUGCAGUUCGCACCAAGUUUGAGCAGCAUACAAACAGGGGGAAGAGCAUUAUAACAGAUCUCCGAAAACUUAUGGAAGACAUUCUCAAGAAAAGUCAAGAACAAAUGGAUGGUACAAAGAAAACACGGCGUGAGAUGGCAGAUGAGCUAGACUACAUGGAGAAGCAACUAUUGUUGUUGACAACUGAAAUUAAGGAUAAGAUAAAAGGAAUGGUAGAAGAUGUUGAGAGAAAGGUUGCAAGCACACUAAAUGAUGAAAUAAAAAGAUUGGCCAUUCUUGUUGAUGAGUUUGAGAGACCUUUUCAUGCAGACCAAACUUCUUUAAACAUUUAUAAAAAGGAGCUGCAUGUGCAUAUAGAACAAGGCCUUGGUAGGAAUGUACAAGCUAAAUGUUCCACUGCUCUUAUGUCAGCAUUAGAGAUAACUCAAAGAGAAAUGACUGAGAGAUUAUCAGCCCUUCUCCCACAAGAAGCUCAGCAACAGAUACACACAGUGCUGCCGAAGAGAGAUGAUUUUGAGAUCGCAUACAGACUGGACUGCCGCAACCUGUGUUCCGAGUUUCAGGAAGACAUUUCUUUCCACUUCUCAUUAGGACCCAUGAAUCUCUUUAGUAAACUGAUGGGAAGAAAUAGGUUUGGUAUAUCCAAGCAGUCACAUCAUUUUGAUGCAAUACCAAGGAACAUUCCGAUGACCCCACAGGAGCCCCGCCAGUUUCCCAGUGAACAAGAUAAUGAGGCCUUACUUGCAUUGCUUACAGUUGGUAAAAAUAUUGGCCAGAGGUCAGCAAUUGCUGUUCUUGUUAUUGGAGGAGUGAUUUAUAAAGCCGUUGGUUGGAAGGUACUGGCUGUAGUUGGUGGUAUGUAUACUGCAGUCUACUGUUACGAACGUCUUACUUGGACGAACAAGGCUAAAGAAAGAGCGUUUAAAUCUCAGUAUGUGGACUAUGCAAUUAGUAAACUUCGACUGAUUGUAGACCUCACAAGUUCAAACUGUAGCCAUCAAGUUCAACACUCUGGUUAUUCCAAUCAACAAAACAGUAACUGUUGGAAUAACAUUGAAAGAGGAAAAGGAAUAUCCAGGCCAGGAUUCAUCAAUUUCAUGCAAAUGGUAUCACAGAUGUGGUUCAAAGAAAAUGCUGACAGACUGACAGAAGAUGAGUGAUCACAUAUCACCUUAAGCAUGUUGUACUCUUAUGAAUUAACGAGCAAAUUGUAAAUAUGUAUCCCCCAAAGAAUGGGUUUGUGGUGAGAAAUGGCAAAGAAAUAUACCCGGCAAAAAGUUAACCUUGGAUGUUACUAAGAAGCAAAUAGUUUCAUUGGUCAAGAUCAAUUUAACAGAAAACGAAUGUUUUAAGUGUACAUAAUAAAUGAAGGAAUAAAAAACAAGAGAGCCAGACUGUUGCAAAAUACACCCGUCAUCGAACUUGGCCUAGUUUAAGGGCCAUAAUCCAAGAGUGCUUUGAUCAGUUUGGCUGGUUAUCGAACUUGGCCGAGAUAUUAUGCCCACAAACAUUGUCAUCAAGUUUGGUGAAGAUCAGAUGAAAAUUGUUAGACUUAGAGAGCGGACAGGGCUAUUAUUAUUUCACAGUUUCUCGAGUAAUUCAAGGGGCCACAAUCCAAGAGUGCCUGGGGCGAUUUGGCUGGUUAUCAAAUUUGGCCGAGAUAUUAUGCCCACAAACAUUUCACCCAGUUUGGUGAAAAUCGGAUGAAAACUGUUCGACUUAGAGAACAGACAAGGCUAAAUUCGCAGAUUUCAAGUAAUUAAAGGGCCAUAAUCCAGGAGUGCCUGGGUUGAUUUGGCUGGUUAUCGAACUUGGCCGAGAUAUUAUGCCAACAAACAUUAUCUGCAAUUUGGGGAAGAUCAGAUGAAAACAGUUCGACUUAGAUAGCGGACAUGCUUUUGGACGCUGCCAGCCACGGGUGUUCACAGAAUACAUCCGCUCUUUCAGAGACAGGCGUAUAAAAAAGAAGAGGGGGAUGGGGUUUCAAAACUUCAAAUGUUGAUAAUAAAUAUUGAUGGAAAAUAAAAAAUUAAGAAACAAAAAAAUAUUGUUGUUGGAGGGAUGGGGUGCAUGAUCAGGGUGGUGGUGGUGACUGGGUUGAGGAGUGGGGGGGGGGGGGGGGAGCGUACAACUGUAUAAACUUUUACCUUGCAUUUACCUACAUGCCUGUAUGAUGCAAGUUAAAAGGAACAAGCAAAUGAUGAAUUGGUAUCCCCCAGCUGAAUUGGUUUGCAGCAAAAAAAACCUGAAUUUUUUUUUAUUGGGGGUGGGAGUGACUGGGAAAGGGAGCGAGGUGGGGAAAGGGUAAACUUUGCAUGUUGAGAAAUAGUCAUGGAAGGUUUAUGGUUUAAAAAAAAAUUGGGGGGAGCCCUAGAGCUUAGAUAUUUGACAUGUAGCAUUGCCUAGUGGACCUCUACUAAAGUUGUUCAAAUCAUGACCCCGGGGUCAAAAUUGACCCCGCCCUAGGGGUCACUUGAUUUUACAUACGAAAAUCUUCAAAAAAUUUCUAAAAAUAAA